CUCCAGCUCACCAAUCCUCCAGGUGACUUCCAGCCAUGAAGACUCUUGUCCUCCUCUCUGCCCUUGUCCUGCUGGCCUUGCAGGUCCAGGCUGAUCCCAUUCAAGAGGCAGAAGAAGAGACUAAAACUGAGGAGCAGCCAGCAGAUGAGGACCAGGAUGUGUCUGUCUCCUUUGAAGGCCCAGAAGCCUCUGCUCUUCAAGAUUUACAGAUAGGAUGGCCUUUAAAGCAGUGCCAUUGCAGAAAGUUCUGCAAACCUUAUGAAAAGGCCGAGGGGUCCUGUCGUCCAGGUCUAUUUAUACAACGCAAAAUCUGCUGCAUACAAGGAUGGACACCAGGGAGGACAUAACCACGUGAACUGGGACCUCACAAUCUGUCAUUCUUGGGCUUCGACUCGACUGCUUUUCCUUCUCCAAUAAACUCCUUGCA
Rattus rattus (black rat) is the source of this 427-nucleotide messenger RNA. Its product is annotated as defensin alpha-like protein 1. The coding region runs from base 36 to 347 and encodes 103 amino acids. Lineage: Eukaryota; Metazoa; Chordata; Mammalia; Rodentia; Muridae. Gene Ontology annotation, biological process: cellular response to lipopolysaccharide; innate immune response in mucosa; antimicrobial humoral immune response mediated by antimicrobial peptide. The record is from RefSeq and is a predicted model, not a curated record. Gene Ontology annotation, cellular component: extracellular matrix. The transcript has 2 exons.